UCCAGUACAGUAGGCGGCGGUGUAUGCAUCUUAAAUCGGAUGCGAUACACCAACACAAUCCCGAAGAAGUGGCAUUUUGACGUUUCAACAUGCAUGUGAUUUGUAUAUCCGAUCUAGUCGUCUAGAUUCGUUUUCAAUCGGUAGUUUAGCUUUCUGUGUGUGUCUUGUUCUUGCUAAACCUCAUCACGCUGCGUCUGGUGUGGAGAGAGGACUACCUAACCAGCCAGUGGGAUAGAUAUGCAGUAGCAACAACAAGGAUCGUGUGAAAUGAUGGGCUUUUUAUUUUUGUUUCACUACGAAUCAAAUCUAACCAGAAGCUUAAAUUGUUACAAGAAAAAAUAGACAGCUGUUGUGUAUAGAAUAGCACAGCAGACUUCGUUUGCUGCUUGUGGUUUUACCCACACCCCUCUGAUCAGAUACAAAACGCACAUCAGGGAAAAUGGCGGACUUUGAGAAGGACGAAGGACUGCCCCAAACAAUGCAGGAAAACCAAGAUGACGAGGAGCCUCAAUAUACUGAUGACGCAAAGCCAAGCAAGACGCAAGACGACGCAAGUUUGGAGGAAAGGGUAAUUGAAGAGGUCAGAAGGUACAACAAUUUGUACAACACCUCAUUGAAAGACUAUAAAGACUUCACUAUGACCAACAACAGCUGGAAGGAGAUAGCCAAAACUCUGAGAGUAGAAGAACAGAUUUGCAGGACGAAAUGGAAGAACCUGAGAGACCGAUAUGUUCGACAGAGGAGGAAAAUGAAGGGGAAGAGUGGGGAUGCAGCGUCAGAAAUACAACCACAAAUACUCACCACGCUGUCCUGGCUGUCUGGCUUCAUUAAACACAAGGAGACGAAGGUAGAGGAGAUGGACACCUCAGAAGACCUGCAAGAUGACAACCUGAUAGAGCGGGAACACUUCCACAGUUCUAAUAAUGAGCAGCAAGAUGGACAUUUUGUAGUUCGGAGUAAAAUACGAGCUAGAGCUCCCGGAAAGAGAACACCAUCACAUAGCAAAACAAUAAAGGAGAAGGAAGAGGAGCCCCUAGAUACUGAUGACUCUGAUGAUUGGAUCGAGGGUUUCAGUCCUGGAGGAGAGAAGCCACACUACUGCUUUGACUGCAGUAAGAGCUAUAGAAAAGUGAGAGAUCUUAUAAGACACCAGAGAUCACAUACUGGAGAGAAGCAUCACCACUGCCCUGUUUGCGACAGAAGUUUUGCUCAAUUAGAUAAGCUUAAAUUACACGCAAAAAGACAUAUGAAAGAGGAACAUGUCACACGGCUCGAACAGGCAGGACUGAAUAUAGACCGUGUGAACACACCGCAGAGAACUGCCAGCAGAGGCAGGCAGAAGAGUCAAAUUCGAGCUAGUGCACCAGGGGGGGAAAUGGUCCAGUCACAGCCAGGCAAAGACUCGCCUUGCAAAAGUUCUGUUAGAAAGAAUCAACACGUAGAAAAAGGACAACAACCCCAAACAACACAGGAGAAUGAAGAGGAUCCUGAAGAUACUUCUGAUGACUGGACCGAGAGUUUCAGAACUGUAGAGAAGCCCUACGUCUGCUCCGACUGCGGUAAGAGCUUCAAACAAGAGAAUCGUCUUAUAAGACAUCAGAGAACACAUACAGGAGAGAAGCCUUACGACUGCCCUGACUGUGACAAAAGUUUUGCUCGAUUAGAUAAUCUUAAAUUACACCAAAAAACACACAUGAAGGAGGAACGUAAUUUCCACUGCUCUGACUGUGUGAAAAGCUUUGUCCUAUUGGAACAGCUUGAAAAACAUCAGCUAACACACAAGAAAAGUUACAGCUGUUCAAAGUGUGAGGAAAGGUUUUCAGACCUGGUUGACUGGAAAGCACACUUUUUAGUACACAGAGAGAUCCUCCACUGUCCUGACUGUGACAAGCAGUUCUUGUACAAGGGACUUUUUGAAAGACACAGGAGAACACAUUUGAGAAAAAUAGAAACAUUUCUCUGCACAAUAUGUGGGAAGGAGUAUCGCAACAUCAAAAUACACAUGCGAGUACACACUGGUGAGACACCGUAUCACUGCACUGAUUGCGGGAAGAGUUUUCCAUACAUAAAAUCGUACCAAAGACACAUACUAACACAUACCUCUGGAGAAAGAGCAACCUAUCCUUGUUUGGAAUGCGGAAAGACAUUUACUCGCAAAGAUGGCAUGGUGAUGCAUGUGAGGAGGGUUCAUACUGGAGAGAGAAAUCAUCAGUGCAGAUACUGUGGAAAACGAUUCUUUCGAAAAGAGAAACUUAAGGUACACAUGCUAGUUCACACUGGAGAGAAACCAUACCAAUGCUCUGUCUGUGGGCAACGCUUCUCUCAAGAUGGUGACAGAAAACACCACGAGAAGAGGCACUACUCUGGUGUCUCAGAUUUCCUCGAUCUAUAAUGCAGAAGUGGGGUUGCAGGAAGUGGGAACCUACCUAAUCACUGACAAUCUAAUAAUCUGUUAGCUAAAAUGUUAACAGAUUAUUAGGAUUUACAAAACCCUAUUUUUCCUUCUGACCUCUUCAAUUACCUUUUCCUCCAAACUUGUGUCAUCUUGUGUAAGAUUUACAAAACCCUAUUGUAAUGGGAAUUUUACUGUUUGUGCUUUUCUUAUAACUAAUUUCUGUGUUCUAUUCAUGUGCUGUUCUAUAAACCAAUUUCUGUGUUCAAUCAAUUUCAAGUGGUUGACUCUUAUCAGUAACUGCAAUUUGGCAGUAUACCCAGACAUUGUUUUGAGAACAAACAAAAUAUAUCUGUUUCAACGUCUCAGUUUAGAGAGAAGCCUCAUGAGGUGUUAGUCUGUCACAUGUUAUGAACUAGUAUUGGUCAGUCACGUGAAUGAAACAAAAUAGUAAUGAUGAAUUAAUUAUGCUAUAUCAUGCAAAUAUAACUUGUCUGUGUCAAGCCAUAUAUAAGACAACUGCUGGGACUGCUCUAAAAGAGCUCCUGAGUUGGUUGGAACCUCUCCAGUGCGCUGACAAAUGAACAAUGAUUAAUUUAAGAUUGACUUUGAGUGUUCUUGUGUAAGAAUUUCCACAAAUAAUUAGUUCCACCUGAAAUUGACCCUGAAAAUAUUACUAUUCUAUAUUUUCCCAUUAAGCUUUUCAGCAAUUAACAAUGUGUGCAGUAAUUUAGAUUGGAGUCUGUGCCUCGCUAGCAGUAAUAGAUAUGUGCAUGCAGGCAGCCUGCGUGCUGGAGUGCAUCGGUCAACUUUCCAUACAGCAGUUGGGACAGAGCGCAGGUAGUCUGCACAACAAUACAGCUGGAAAACAAAGACAGUUUCUCAAAAUGUACACAAAAAAACUAAAAGAUUUGACUGCUGUGGUAGUUCCUGUUCUCCUGCAAUCUUGUUUGACAUUUGUAAGUAAAGCAGUGGCAUGUUUGGGAGAAGAAAAUCAAGGAAAUAUGUUCUAAACAAAUAUCAAAAUGGAUUAUGGUCAUUGUAGUUAUUUACCAUUUUUGAGCUAAACUAGGUUGAAUAUUUUUUAAAUAAAAACUCUGCCUCCCAACACUGUGGUAGGGUAGCCUAGUGGUUAGAGUAUUGGACUAGUACCUGAAUGGUUGAAAGUUCAAAUCCCUGAGCUGACAAGGUACAAAUAUGUCAUUCUGCCCCUGAACAAGGCAGUUAACCCACUGUUCCUAGGCAUCAUUGGAAAUAAGAAUUUGUUCUUAACUGACUUGCCUAGUUAAAUAAAGGUACAAAAAUAAAUAAAAAAUACAAAAAUGGAUCCUGACUUGAUUUCUGACUUGAAUGAUUAGAGAAACAGUGCGUUAAGGCUCACAUACACAAAACAAAUGAAAUGCAAUUCAAGUAAUUGAAGCGUCGUCGGUUAAUUAGUUGUUUAAUAACAAAACGAAAUGUUGGUUAAUCGCUCAGCACUAGUAGAUUCUGACUUAAAUAUUUUACUUUUUUACUGUGAGUUAUAGUUCUGUUGUGUCCGGCAUGCCCACAUUAUGCCAAUCGUUAAUUUAUUUUAUAUGCUGACAGUAAUUAUCAUGAAAACUGAGGAGGUUGGUGUGUUGCGGGCCAUCUGGAAAGUCCUAAAAUAUGCCCCUGCCGUAAUGGUGGAAAAGGAUGCAAAGUAUGAGCAAGUUGCUCUUUUUUGAAGACAUCUCUAUAGGUGGUUACACAGUUUACAUGCGUGCAUGUUCGUGGGUGGAGUCAUUUUUGGGGGCAGCGGACUCUUGCGUUACGCCCACAGAGGAAGUCCGCCUUGUGUCGUGUAUAUCCAUUUGGUGGCUUGAGCCAGAUUAGUUUACCAAGCAAAAUGGGACGAAGCACUAUUUUAUUUACUCUAGCUAGCGACGAAAUUUGAACUUCCGGAUCCGGUGUUAGAUGCUCUUUUUUUUAUACAACGGUGGUGGUGGUUCUAAUCCAAAAUGCUGAUUGGUUAAAACCGCAUUCCAGCCAGUGUCUAUUCCACAAAAUUAUUAUCUUCACUGCAGAUCUGACCCAUCACAUGAUUCCUCAAGAGGACCACUACACUCCAGAUCGCAUUCUGUGCUCAGAGGUCCUUGAUGGCGAUCUACCCCAUCACACCACUCAUAUUAAUCAUUAAUCAAAUAAAACAAAUACAAAUAUAUUGUGUUCCAGUAUUUCUAUGCAUGUAAUGUCUAUGGGUGAAUUAUGAAACAAUUACUGUAUGCAGAUGUGCAAAAAAACUGAAGUAGAUUUGUUUUUGCC
This is a messenger RNA of Oncorhynchus masou masou (cherry salmon), 4675 nucleotides long. RefSeq names its product zinc finger protein 271-like. The record is from RefSeq and is a predicted model, not a curated record. Bases 440 to 2392 code for a protein of 650 amino acids. Gene Ontology annotation, molecular function: DNA-binding transcription factor activity, RNA polymerase II-specific; RNA polymerase II transcription regulatory region sequence-specific DNA binding. Gene Ontology annotation, cellular component: nucleus. NCBI's taxonomy places the organism in Eukaryota, Metazoa, Chordata, Actinopteri, Salmoniformes, Salmonidae. The transcript is spliced from 2 exons. Gene Ontology annotation, biological process: regulation of transcription by RNA polymerase II.